AUGACUGAAAGGACACGGAGCAAAGAGGAUGUUGACGUCUUCGGGGAAGUGAAUGAAGACUUCCAGGCAGAUGUGGCUCGCUCGAAGAACUCAGGGUUCUGUGGGAUUCUCCUCACGGCUCUGUCUUUUCUUCUCAUUCUCAUGACCUUCCCGGUUUCUGUUUGGUGCUGCUUAAAGAUCGUAAAGGAAUAUGAGAGAGCGGUUAUUUUCCGUCUAGGGCGACUCCUCGGAGGAGCGAAAGGACCCGGUAUAUUCUGGAUUGUUCCAUGUGUGGACACUUUUCGCAAGGUUGAUCUGAGGACGGUGUCUUUCAACAUUCCUCCUCAGGAGUUGAGUAUUUACAAAGCACUUUUCAAAGUGCUGACCAAAGACUCUGUGACCAUCAUGGUCGACGGCGUGGUGUAUUACAGAGUCUUUAACCCUACCAUCUCUAUCACUAAAGUGGAAGACGCUAAUCUGGCUACGCAGAUGCUGGCGCAAACCACUCUAAGGAACAUGUUGGGCACCAAGAGCUUGGCGGACAUUUUGCGAGACCGUGAGGAGAUGGCGGAACAGAUGGAGGAAGUGCUCUACUCUGCGUCCAAGAACUGGGGCAUUAAAGUCGAGCGGGUGGAGCUGAAGGACGUCAAACUGCCCUCGACCUUACAGAGAGCCAUGGCUGCUGAGGCCGAGGCCACCAGAGAGGCUCGCGCCAAGGUGAUAGCUGCUGAGGGGGAGAUGAAGUCCUCGUGCGCGCUGAAGGAGGCGGCGGACGUCAUGUCCGAGUCUCCAGCCGCUCUCCAGCUCCGCUACCUGCAAACGCUGGCUGAGAUCGCCACAGAGAGGAACUCCACCGUGGUCUUCCCGAUUCCCAUGGACCUCAUUACCAGCUUCAUGAGGAAGUGAGCACACACCUGAACAUCUCAACAUCUCCUGAUUGAUUAUUUCAUCCUUUACAGCACUACUGCAGAUGUAAUGUUUUGGCACUAAUAGGAAACGUAUGUAGUUUCUGGAAUAAAAGCUGACGGCAACGAAUGAUGGAUAUUUAAAAGGAUAUUUAAGAAUGCAUAAAAUAGAAAGUUUUUGAACAAUAUUUUUAUACAGACUAAACUAGACUAUGUAUAACAUAUACAAAGCAGACAUGCUGUAGAUAUACCUAUCUAAAAACACUUUUACAGAAUCAAUAACUUAUAGCAGAGAUUUUCAGAUGUUUUAUCAUGAACCGAAUGUUCUACUGUAGAAAAAACAUUUUCAUAAGUUUUAUGUAAAUAGAUUAUUAGAUAUAAAUACGUACUGUAAAUGUACAGUAACAUAUGCUCUACUCUAACAUAUAAAACACAAUUAUUUAUGAAUAGCAAUGAAUAGAUUUCAGGUCAUGAGGACAUGAAGUGCUGAUUAUUGAUCAUUUGAAGUUUAUGUGAUUAAAUGAGGCUUAAUAAACUUAAUUGACUACAUUUCUGUAACCUUAUUGAGCUUCUGUAACAGUCUCUGUGGAGCGGUCUUAGUACUUGUAAUUCGCUCAGCCUCACGCUAUGAGGUGUGAUAAGGAUGAAAACAUGAGAAAAACCUGCCAUGACUCAUGCUGGCGAGUGGCAGUACCAUGGAAAUGUCGACCU
Molecule: messenger RNA, 1595 nt
Organism: Clarias gariepinus (North African catfish)
Lineage: Eukaryota; Metazoa; Chordata; Actinopteri; Siluriformes; Clariidae
Exons: 7
Coding region: 1-885 (294 amino acids)
Cellular component (GO): plasma membrane
Source: RefSeq, a predicted model, not a curated record